AUGAGCUGUAACCGUUUUCUUUUUAUUUUGAAUUCAAUGAGAUUCGACGAUAGAACUACUAGAAAUUAUAGAAGAUCUGAGGACAAACUAACUGCUGUGAGGUCAAUGCUUGAUCAAUUUGUAUAUAAUUGUAAAACAAGUUACUGCCUUAGUGAAUAUUUGACCAUUGACGAAAUGUUAGUCCCAUUUAGAGGUCGUUGUAGUUUUAUUCAGUAUAUACCAAGUAAACCUGCAAAAUAUGGCUUGAAAAUAUUUGCACUGGUUGAUGCAAAAUCAUUUUAUACGGGGAAUUUAGAAAUUUAUUGUGGGACGCAACCAGACGGGCCUUACAAUAUGUCUUCCAAGCCAUUUGAUAUUGUCAUGAGAUUACUUGACAAUGUAACGGGAUCAAAUCGUAACCUAACAUGUGAUAAUUGGUAUACUAGUUAUCCCUUGGCUACUGAAUUACUAAAAAAGCAAACAACUAUAGUAGGAACAUUGAGAAAAAAUAAAAAGGAGAUUCCAGUAGACUUUCAACCACAUAAAAAUAAAGCAGUUAAUUCUUCAUUUUUUGGAUUUCAAAAAGAAAUAAUGAUAACAUCAUAUACUCCUAAAAAAAUAAAGCUGUAA
Messenger RNA from Macrosiphum euphorbiae (potato aphid), 609 nucleotides. NCBI's taxonomy places the organism in Eukaryota, Metazoa, Arthropoda, Insecta, Hemiptera, Aphididae. The record is from the annotation of a GenBank genome assembly.